Molecule: messenger RNA, 2330 nt
Organism: Aethina tumida (small hive beetle)
Lineage: Eukaryota; Metazoa; Arthropoda; Insecta; Coleoptera; Nitidulidae
Gene: Cog7
Product: conserved oligomeric Golgi complex subunit 7
Exons: 7
Coding region: 97-2271 (724 amino acids)
Biological process (GO): retrograde vesicle-mediated transport, Golgi to endoplasmic reticulum; intracellular protein transport; Golgi organization
Cellular component (GO): COG complex
Source: RefSeq, a predicted model, not a curated record
UCCUUUCGAUCUCCAAAUACCGUGUGUACAUUUUUUGACAAAUGUCUACAUACGUCAACUCGCAAAAAUAUUAAAUAUAAAUAAUAUCAUAUUAAAAUGGACAUAAGCGCAUUCUCAAAUGACAACUUCGAUACUAAAGCAUGGAUAAACGAGAUUUUAAAAAACGAUGAUAACACUAAAGAAAAUAACUAUACCAUGUCUUUGGUCAUGAAACUACAAUUAUAUGUCCAACAAGUUAAUAAUGCCUUGGAGUGCACCACACAAGAAAUACAGGCUUCAUUACCAAGAAUUUUAAGAGAUACUCAAGAUCUACAGGCAGAAGCUAUGUUAUUAAAAGAUAAGAUGACCCUAGUUAAAGAUGAAAUCAUUAAAAUUGAGCAGGACACUGGAAACUCAAUAAACACAAUAAAAACUUUGGAUACAUUAAAAAAUCAAUUAUAUCUGGCAAAACAAGGUUUACAUGAAAGUGAUAAUUGGACAGUAUUAGUAAAUGACUUGGAAGAAGUAUUUGAUUCCAAGAACAUAGAAGGCAUAUCUAGCAAAAUUAUGGGCAUGCAAAAUUCUUUGAAGUUAUUGGUUAAUGUUGGUGACUAUGAAGAUCGUAAACUUCAGUUAGAAGGUUUGAAAAACAGAUUAGAGGCUAUUGCCAGUCCUGCCAUUGUUCAGGCCUUCACAGCUGGCAAUACAGAGCAAUCACAAAUGUUUGUAAGAAUUUUCACAUCAAUGGGUAGAUUACCCCAAUUAAAAAAGUAUUAUCAUAAAUGCCAGAAAGAUAUUUUAUUGAAGAAGUGGAGGGAUCAACUGGAGAUAGAGCAAGAGGAGUCAGUUGUCCAAUGGAUGCACAAUUAUUACAAUUUUUUGCUUUCUAACUGGCACACUCAGUGCAAAUGGUUUAACCAAGUAUUCAUCAAUGAAUUAGCUGUAGAUAUAUUUAUAGAUAUUUACAUUGAUGUACUUUCAUCUUUGGAUCCUUCAAUAAAUGAAUGCACAGAUGCUGGAUUAAAACAAGUAGCUGAUAAGUUAGCACUUUUGCAUGAACUAAAGGAGACUGUGAAACAGUUUGCAAAUAAUCUGAUUAAAUUGAUAGAUUUAGGUAAAGUAGACAAGGAUAAGAUUUUGCAGCUGAUGCAAGCUGUUUACAAUCCAAUGGUGAAAUAUGUGGGUAAAUUCGCUGCCUACCAACAAGCCAAUUUGAUGAACCAACUUUCCACUCUUAACUGCAUGAAGGAAGAACUUCCUGAUACCAUUCAAGCUCUUGGUCUCAGUAUACCACAUGUCAUAGAUAUUUGCAGAGAUGCAAAGAAACAAUGUAUUGAAAUUACCGAAAACUGCGGAUAUUGCGGACUAUUAAUCGCUCUUAGGGCUUUUUUGAUGGGUUACGCCGAUUUGUAUAGAGUGGCACUCAGACAAAUAGACAGGUCAAAAAAGCAGGACGAGGACUGGUCCACUUUUCAAAUGUGUUUGUCUCUGCUACAGUAUACUGGAGAUGUUUUAGUUAAUCUGCAGCAUCUUGAAAAAGAUUUAACCGGCGCUAUUCUGGAAAUCAACCAGAAAGACCAUUUGAUAGAUUUUAAAUUCUUGUUAUUGGAUUCAUCUGAUUUAAAGGAGUUUGAGUCAUUGGUUAAAUGUGUGACUGAGGGCACAAAACUGUCGCUUUUAGACCAUGUAACGAGCGAGUUUGGGCGGCUAUGCUCUGAUAUACAUCAUACUACUUAUCAGGUAGUUUUUGCACCAAUUUCUGUACAUUUAGAUGUGGUCCAGUCUCCUAAAACAUGGGCUCAGUUUACAAAUUCCUCAUUACAUAAUUCGGAUCUUCCUGAUUACAGUUUUACCCCACAGGAGUAUAUCACACAGAUUGGACAGUAUUUAAUGACGUUACCGCAACAUUUAGAGCCAUUUUUAUUUAGGGAAAAUCCUUCUUUGUCAUGUGCUUUAAAAGCAGUGGAUCAAGAAUAUAAUAAUGCUGGAGACAUUGAAGGAGCACUAGCUGAUAUAUUUUUAAAAGUAGUAGCUAGAGGAACGUGUCAAGGAUUCUGCGACAGAAUCCUAUCAAUAUGUGAACUAAGCCAGCCAUCCAGUAGGCAACUGGCACAUGACAUUGGUUAUCUUAACAACGUUCUAAAGGAUUUAGGACUAACGGUGUCGGAAAACUUGCAACAAUUGGCACUACUUCUUAAGCUGCCUUCGGAUCAGUACCAGGCUCAAAGCUCUGGAUGUUCAGCCCGAUAUGUCGCAGCAGUUCGUCAGAUGCGGAAUAUAACUUCCAAUUAAUGUGAUAUAUUAGUUUUUAAACAGUUUUAUUGUACAAAUAAAAAAUAUAUUUAUUAGAA